This is a messenger RNA of Stegastes partitus (bicolor damselfish), 2702 nucleotides long. RefSeq names its product ataxin 7-like 2b (gene atxn7l2b). Bases 101 to 2170 code for a protein of 689 amino acids. NCBI's taxonomy places the organism in Eukaryota, Metazoa, Chordata, Actinopteri, Pomacentridae. The record is from RefSeq and is a predicted model, not a curated record. The transcript has 9 exons.
UAUUUCCUCAUUUGUUGUUAGGGCGCGAGCACACCGUUCAGGAUGUAAAGGGUUUAGCGCGGCCACGAGCUUCGUGACGCGUGAACGCGCAAGAGCAGCAAUGGCCGCUUUGGAUCGGCGAAAUCCUAAUCUCGACGACUUUGUCGGAUUAAACUGGAGUUGUUGGGCAGACAGGGUGAAUAUUUCAUCGUCUGACGCUGGAUCCAGUGAUGAAGAUAACAAGAAUGGGAUGAGCCGCUCUGAGACCAUGACCCUCAGAAAAGAAGACAUGCACAUAUACGGCCACUGCCCAGCCCACGAUGACUUUUAUCUGGUGAUGUGCAGCCACUGCGACCAGGUGGUGAAACCUCAAGCUUUUGAGAAGCACUGUGAAAGGUGGCACGGUGCUGUCAUGAAGAAGUGUGCCCAGUCAUCUGCUGUGGCGCCUCAGCAGCGACCGUUCCCCGGCCGGGCUUCUUCCAGUGUUUCCUCUUGUACAGAGAAGCAGAAGGACGGCAGAUGUUAUGAGGGCAGUGCCAUGUCCUCAGCAGCAUCACCUGCCCACCAACACAAGCUUGCUAAAGCUCACAAGGAGACAGUGAGUUUAUCUUCAGUGAAGUUCCCAGAGGAAAACCCUCCCCUCCCACAUCAGUCCUCUUCCACGACUCGACCCAGUGUUCCUCCAUGGCACUCGGCUCCUCUGCCCCCUGGCAACAGCUCUUCCUCCACCUCUUUGUCAGACAGACCCUCUGUGCAGAAGUCGGCAGCCGGGCAGAGCGCUGAGUCUCUGCGAGGCAUGAGAACCUACAGUCGAAUUUACAAAAACAACAACAAAAAAGAAUGUGAGCUGAACAAACCCUGCAAAGUUCUGGAUCCGGAGAGGAAGAAACCAAGCAGCCGGGAGCUUAUAUGCAAUACUGAUUCCAUCCACCAGCAGCAGAAAUCACCGGCAAAGACUAAGACCGCUGAUCAUUUGGCAGCGGAGAAGACGACAGCCUCGGCGGGUCUAGAAGUGGAGCAGCUUCUCGACAAAUCAAAACACAAAGAGAAACAUCUGGAAGCUUUUGAAGAGAAAAUAAGCGCUCAGGGCAGUAAAUACAACUUCAACAGCAACUGUCACAUUCUCAGGUCCAAGAAUCCAUCAGAAAGCUUUCCAGAGGGGAAAGGUAACAACACUGUCAAAGUGGAGGUGCAACCUCCGUACCCUUUCAAUCAGAGCCUGCUGUCAAGUGAGGAUAGUGACGAAGACGAGCGGGAAGAAUCCACCAACCUGCCUGCUACACCCUGGCAUCCCAAACCACUCGGGCUAUGCACUUUUGGAUGCCGCACACUGGGUUGUAGCAUCUUCACAUUUGACCGUCGUUUGCACCACCUGCGGUUUGCCCUCAGCGCCAUGUUGGAGCGCCAUGUCAGCGCACACUUGUGGAAGAAAAUGCCUCAAGUGUCAUCAGGUCUCAGGUCACGUCAUGUCACACCUUCAACCAUAGGAACACCUGUCAGGGCUGGCGAUAGACCCUCCAAAUCCGCUGGCUCCCUCUGCCUUGAGUCUACCUCACUGGGACCACUGGAAACCAAAAGUAGUCAGCAGAACUCUCGCAGUACCAAACCGCCUUAUUCCUCCACCUCUGCAAGCCUCGGAUCUGGUAGGCGGCGCAACCCUGCUGAGCGACCCAGCAAGGCUCAGUUAAAGGAGGUGGAGCUUAUGCAAGAUGCAAGUGCAGCACACAGAGCUGCCAAGCUGUUACACAGCGGUGAGGACAAAUCCUGCAGAUUCAUCAGGGACCCCCCUCUCCACGAGAAGAGCCAGCCUCACGCCCCCUCCUCUCAAGGACCAGCCAGCGGUACCUUCUCACAUGGGAAGAAGCCAUGCCCUCCUCUUCUCCUGAAGCCUGCAGAGAGACAGCUCACAGUUUUGGAAAAGUGUUCCCCUCUACCUGCACCAACCCACCGCUCUCCUCGCAGCCGAGGGAAACCACCAGCGGUUCAGCAGAAAGUCGGGGGCUAUGACUGCAAGAGUACCACCCAAAAGCGCAAACGCAGCAGUGAGUCCCUGCCGCUCAGCUCCUCAAUAUCCAGAUCCGCAAAGUAUAAAUGUUUGUCCUCCCCUUCCCACUCCAGCCUCGUUUCCUGGAAGGGAGAGAAUAUCGAGGAUGUGCUUGCCUGGGGAUUGGAGAAAAGAUCUGACCCCUGAAAGAGCCAGUUGUGGAAAAGGCUGCACACCACCAAUUUUCCUAUGAUGUGGAUUCAUCCCCUUUAAAAAAAAUGACAUGAAUAGAAUGGAUUUUGAUUGAACUGUGUCUUUUUUUUAUUUUAUCAACAGUAAAUGCAUUUGUAAGUGACGGUUGUUUACGCUCAUCUUUGCAGCCAACGAGGAGGCCAGCCUUAAAAAGACAACUUAGAGAAAAGGCCUGCUGAAGGCCACAGCUACUGCCAGGAUAGUGUGAGUGUUUGAAUGUGUUUGUGUUUGUGUGUGUGUGUGUGUGUGCAUGUCUCUUUGUCCAUGUUUAUUUAUCCAAACUUUUUUAUGCACAGAUGUCAGGAACAAGUAUUUGUAUGCACAUUACUGUAUUUGUGUAUUGUUGCAAAAGUGUCUAUUUUUCUACAGGACUAAAUGUCUCAGUCGAUUAUUUGUGUAAGAACAUCAACAUACCUCAGUCUGCUCAUUAUGCUGCUAAUGUUAAGACAUUUCAUGGCAGAAUAAUAAAAAAAAUCUUGAAUUUUUA